AAGGCAGUGACCUACCUACAGGCAGCACCGUAGCUUGACGUUCCAAAGUGCACAGUCUUUGUUCCUGCCACCAGUCUCAGAAGCAACUACAUCAAGAUUCCAGAUAUCAACAGUUAACUCACCAUGGCACCUCCCUCCAAACUCAAGAUAGCAACCGGCGUCGUGACCCGCUUGGUCAAGGAGGAAAAGAGCUAUCACAAGGAGAUUGAGCAACAGGAAGCGCGCAUCAAGAAGGCAGAGACCAGCGAGGGUGAUGAAAACGCCGAGUACACGUUGAAACAGGAGCGUCAAGCACUCCAGGAGACCAAGAACGUGCUGCCUGGCAUGAAGACCAAGAUUGAGCAGGCGAUCGAGAGGCUGGAAGAGGAGCUUGAAGGCAACGGUGGUGAGGCGCCAGAGGAAGAGGUUACAAAGGCAAAGGAAGCCAUUGCCCAGGGUAAGGCGGCCAUGAACGAGGCAUCUUAGUUUUUGAAGGUUAUGGGGAUGGUUUCAGACACUACAGAAGACAAGAAGAAUUGAUACCCUGAACACCGCGCUAUGCAAAUAAAAUCGUCAACA
This is a messenger RNA of Pyrenophora tritici-repentis Pt-1C-BFP, 558 nucleotides long. Its product is annotated as tubulin-specific chaperone Rbl2. Gene Ontology annotation, cellular component: microtubule cytoskeleton; cytosol. Lineage: Eukaryota; Fungi; Ascomycota; Dothideomycetes; Pleosporales; Pleosporaceae. Gene Ontology annotation, biological process: post-chaperonin tubulin folding pathway; tubulin complex assembly. The record is from RefSeq and is a predicted model, not a curated record. Gene Ontology annotation, molecular function: beta-tubulin binding.